This is a messenger RNA of Cylicostephanus goldi, 339 nucleotides long. The record is from the annotation of a GenBank genome assembly. Lineage: Eukaryota; Metazoa; Nematoda; Chromadorea; Rhabditida; Strongylidae.
GCGCUUCUCGAUGUAUACACUAUUCGUCAAGAAAUCGGGACGCUAAAUGGGGUCACAAUAGCUAUGGUUGGAGAUUUGAAGAACGGUCGAACAGUGCAUUCGUUGGCGAAAUUGCUAUGCGUCUACAAGGACAUCACACUCCAUUAUGUCAGUCCUGUGCCAGAACUAAGAAUGCCGGACUCUGUGAUUGACUAUGUUGAGAAGAAGGCUGGGUUUACACAGAUUGUAAAGAAAGAAGCAUUUCAGAAAAUCUUCACUUCAUUACCUGAAGGCAUACAAAAUGUUGAUGUAAUCUAUGUGACAAGGAUACAAAAAGAACGCUUCGAGAGAGAGGUAUAG